Metopolophium dirhodum (rose-grain aphid) is the source of this 5207-nucleotide messenger RNA. RefSeq lists its product as uncharacterized. The record is from RefSeq and is a predicted model, not a curated record. Gene Ontology annotation, molecular function: SUMO-specific endopeptidase activity. Gene Ontology annotation, cellular component: nucleus; cytoplasm. The transcript is spliced from 24 exons. Bases 496 to 4755 code for a protein of 1419 amino acids. Gene Ontology annotation, biological process: protein desumoylation. Lineage: Eukaryota; Metazoa; Arthropoda; Insecta; Hemiptera; Aphididae.
CGGCGCCGUUCGCCGACAGUCGACAUUGGCGCAGAAACACACUGUUGUCGCUCUGUCCGUUGUUGUCGGUUUACAUUUCGCAUUCGUCCACCAUUGUACAUUUGUACGCCCCUGCCGCCGCCGCCAUAAGCUUAAUAAUUUCGUCGCAUUUUGGUAUUUGACGACCGCCGAUCAACGCGUUUCCUUCCGUCGCUGCUUGUGCUGCCCACACCUUCGUAUUUUCGAUCCCCUCCACGGUGCCCCGAUCGUUGUCGGAACACUCGCACGUUUCAACAGCAACCGAUGCUGAUGACCGCGUACGCAUUCGCCGUUGUCCGCAGAAUUCCCUCUUUCGAAUCUCCGACGUGUGACCACAUCGCGUAGAGAAUGCUCCUUUAAUUAUGUGAAUCGUCCGUCGUGUGUCGGACAUGCGUCAAAUCGUAAUAUGAGCAGCACCAUACUUGAUUUUAAAGUUGUCAAAAGUGCUAUCAACAAAUUUGGUAACAAUUAUUUACCAUGUUCACGGUGGGCCUGAUCGGAGGUGGCGAUUCGAAUCCACAGAGCGUACAAUCGAAUCCACAGAGCGUAGAGUCGAAUCCUCAGAGCGAAGAGUCGAAUCCACAGAGCGAAGAGUCGAAACCAAAUACCAUAACGUGCGGUAUCUAUCAACUACUUAAGUUAUUUCCUACCGCACCUUUUAAAGGAGAUUUUGAAAAUAUACGGAAGAAGUAUUCCCAAGUACCACCAGGUGCUGAUCUUUCUGAAUACAUUAAACUUAGAUUGAGAGAAAUUAUGGAUCCUACCAACAAAAAACCUAUCGGAGCUAUCAUUUUGCCUAUGCAUCAGAUUUUUAAUAACCCGAAUAUAUCAAUUACUCCUAGUUCACCGGUAGUGAAACAACCUGCAAUAGCCAGCCGAUCAUGGACUGCGCCAACUGGGUGUUCACCUCCGGUUUCAAUUGUACCUGUGUCUUGUGAGCAAGACAAAUCGGCGCCAAAUAGUAAAGAAACUCAAAAAAAUAAUAAAAGAACUGCCUCAUAUCCAAUUUCUAAUCGGACAAUUAAAAAGCCUAGACUCUCUAUUACUAAACCGCCCAAAGCUAGUAAAGAUUACAAACCUAUUAUAUCAAACCAAGUUGUAAAUCAUCAAUCGAAGAAAAAUGAUACAAUAGUUUCUAGUAUUGAUGCAGCUACAUUAAUCCCUUCAACAUCAAAUGCUGUUAUCCGAUCAUCUCAAGAGAUCACUUGUGUACAGGCUACGAAGGAAGAACGGCCAGAAUUGAAUUGUAAGGAGGAUUCUCCACGUUUAAAUAUUAAUAAAAGCGACGAUGGAAUCUUAAAGAAGUAUUUCUUUAUGACGGACAAUCAGUUCAAGUUUGAUGAUAUAGGCAAUAAAAGUGGAUUCUCACACUCAAACCAGGAAAUGCUUAGAAUACAGACUAAAAAUGAAAUGUUUGAGAUUACAAGACCCGAGAUGAUGGAUGAACUUCUCUUUGCUGUGGGCAUGGUCAUGAAAAAGACCGUUUCUAAAGAAGAAUUAGAGACUUUAAAACAAAAUUCAGACGUCUUACAAUCCCCUAAACUUGAAUGGUCUUCUGAAACAAAAAAUGUCACUUCAACUAGUUCUACAACAAGCCCAUCUAGUCACAAUAAUGUUUCCAACUCAAAAAAUCAAUCCAAUCAAGUCAGUAUUAAUAAAUCACAGAGACAUACAAUCAAUCUACAACAACCAUCUAAACAAACAAUACAAAUAUCAAAUAUCACUAAACAACAAUCUGCUUCAUCCACUAUCUCUUCAAAAAUGCAACAUUCUACAAUUAAACAGACUGAUAUAAAACAUCAUGUAUCUAAUAAUCAAACUAAUAAUACUUCUCUAAAACAUCUGGCUACAACAAAACAUAUUAAAACAUCAAAUAAACAGAAAGUCAACAGUAAACCGCUUCCCUUGUCACCAAAACACCCUAUAUCAACUACUAAAAAAGUGGUUAAUCUAUGUCAGACUGUGAAACCAAUAGUUACAUAUCAGCCAUCAGUUAAAGAUGUAAGAAUGUGUAUAAAGUGCAAAUCUGUAUCAGAGGAUGAAGUUUGUGCUGCUUGUCGUAUGGCUUCUCAUUUAAAAAAUGUUACAGUCACAAGGAUUGAAACACCUAGUACUUCAGCAAUUAUAGCGCCUGAGAUUCCUAUUACUACCCCUAUAAAGCCUAUUGAUGUUCCUUCAAGUUCCGUAAAUUCUGUUUCGCCGCAUGACCCAGUUGUGCUGCUUUUAUCAUCCGGAGAAGAAGAUGAUGAUAAUACUUUAGAACCUAUUAUUACUAAAGUUGAGACGACUGAAGCUUUACAUAAAUAUACAGGCAAAUUAACUUUGAAUCCUAAACUUUUGGAAGAUAAAUUAUGGCAGAAAGACUUGAGUACUAAGGAUUAUUUUAAAAUUGAGGAGUGUCACUCUGUACACAUUGGUAGUUUUGAAACGUUUCCAGCACGCUGUGGUGAUAUGUUAGUGUGUCUGCAUGGAAUACGUAUGGUGAUACGUAAUCUUGAAUGCAAUCCAGUGACUAUUGAUUUACAAAUGGACAAUGUUGUGAAAAUUUUGGGUUUUUAUGGAGAAAAGCCUUUAAUUAUAAUUUAUACUGACCAUUUAGCUGCCGUUGGCAUUCAGUAUUUAUUAAAAAUGAGCCAAGAUAACAAAAAUUACUUCUAUGAUCCACUUAGUAAAGAUGCCGUGCUAAAUAAAAUAGUUUGGUUUUUUAAUUUAAAAAGAAUUGAGUUAGCACAGUUGGAAAAAUUACUGAGGAAAUUACCUAAAAAAAAGUAUGGACCCUUGACCGUAAAUCAAGCCCACAAAAUACUUAGCUUGCAUAAAAAAGAUGAUGAAGAGAUCAAAAGAUGUGCAAAAGAAGAACAGGAAACAGCUGAUUCGGCUAUUGUGUUGCUGAUAGAUAAAUUAAUUGAGAGUACCCAUACGAUCAAAGUAUUGGACUUUAAAAUGUUGAGCUCAAGUGAAUUUUUGAAUGAUAUUCUUUUUGAAUUUUAUAUGGAUUAUGUGUAUACUUAUGAAUUAAGUGAAGCAGAUAGAAAACGUACAAGUAUCUUCAGUACAUACUUUUAUACCGCAUUAUCAAAACCUAUUAAUCUAGCUGACUAUAAUUCAUCCUUAUCACUAUCAAAAAUUAGACACCAAAGGGUAAAAAAAUGGACUAAAAAUGUAAAAAUAUUUGAAAAAGAUUUCAUUUUUAUACCAAUAAAUGAGAGUGCUCAUUGGUAUAUGGCGGUUAUUUGUUAUCCUCACCUAUCAGGUAAGAUCAGCAUGAAAGAUGGCACACCAGUAAACACACCUGAUGAUCUUACUGGUCGAUAUGAAUUGCCACCAAUUGAAGCAAGAAAUCCUGAACGUACUGAAGCUGAUCCUAACAUUGAAGAUCUUUGGCUGUUUGAUGUGAAUACAACUCAAAACUAUCUAGAUAAACGUGGAUCGGAUUAUGAAACUGAUGUAGCAAAUUACUUAAAAAAUAAACAUAUGCCAGUUAAACAGCCAUGCAUUUUAAUAUUAGAUUCUAUAUCUGGUGGUGUUAAUCGUGCCAGAGUCACAGCCACACUACGUGAUUGGAUGGAGCAAGAAUAUAUCUCUAAAUACAAUGACGAAACAAAAGACUUUAGCCCUAAUACUAUUAAAGCAUCUUUAAUUAAAGUACCUCAGCAACCUAAUUUUGUAGAUUGUGGCCUUUUUGCCCUUCAUUAUUUUAAACUAUUUUUUGAAAAGCCGAUCGUAGAUUACACUUUUCCAAUUUGUCACUUGGAAAAUUGGUUCCAUCCUGAUGAGGUGUCUAAGGACAGUGCGAAAAGAAAAGAGCUAAGAGAUAUUAUAUUGGCUAGGAUGAAAGAACGAGGAUCUGUUUUGCCUUUGGGUUUUAAGUUACCAGUUCUCGAUUUUACUCCCUCUCCUACCCUAAAACCACAUCCAUCUGAUGUAUCAAACUCAACAAACAUGUCAAACCGUCAGAGUUCAUCAAAUCCAUCAUACCUGCCAAAUCGUUAUCAUCCAAACGCGGCACACAAUUCUCCCAAGCCUUCAACUUCUCAAAAUCAACCAAAACAUCCAAAUCCUUCGCUUAAAUUUCCAAAUCAUCUUAAUAGAAAUAACAGCGGGUAUCAUAAUAAUCAUCAGUGUUAUGAUGACCACAAUGAAGAUUCUGAUGAAGAAGAAAGCAUAGAGAGUAUAGAUGAAGAUGUAAACAGACAAUUUAAUGAAAAUGAUCAUUAUGAUGAAGAUUUUAGAGAACCAUAUGAGGAAGAUGAAGAAUAUGAUGAUGAUGAUGAUGAAGCAGUUAUUCAGGAACAAGCAGAAUAUUUGGCUGAAAUGGUAGGGAGUCCGGAGCAUGUUGACGACGAAGAAGAAGGUUUAGAACAUGAUUAUGACAAUGAACCAAUUAAUGAAUUUCAUCGUAAUAUGCAUGCCAAUAAUGGAAAUAUUCCUUAUAUUAAUGAUCCUCGUCAUAGAGGGGUUGCCCAUCCUAACGAAAACUUCCAAUUACUUAGGCCUAACAAUCAUGAUGUAGUAUUCAAUAAUGACAAUGAUGAGUAUGAUGAAAUUGUAGAUGAAGAUGAAGGUGAAGAUGAAGGUGAAGAUGAAGGUGAAGAUGAAGGUGAAGACAUUGAUCACAUUCAUCAUCUUAAUCCUAACCAUGAUAUUGAUGAUGAUGAAGAAGAUGACUAUCCAGAUGCCAAUCCGAGAAUAAAUCAUCAUAGACGUAAUAAUCAUUUUAAUCAUAGAAGACUAUAAAAUUAAAUUAUAUCAAAAUAAAUAAAUUAAAAACAUGUUAUAAUCUCAUUAAAAUGUUAAGACCAGUUUGACGUUAUUUAAAAUUGUAAAUAUUAUGAUAUGUUUGUAAGUAACAAAAUUACUUAUAUUAAUGUAAAAAAAUACUGAAAUUUAUUAUUUAAAAAUAGAUAUUUGAUUUAUUAAUAUGUUCAUUCCAAUUUAUCUGCUUUAAAAGCAUAGUUUUUAAAAUAUAUUUUAUUUGGGUCAUUUAAAUUUGAUAUCCUUAAUUGGUUAGAAUUUGUUUUGACAUCUAUGUUUUGUAUGUAAAAAUCCAUGUGUAUUAAAAUGUUAUAUUUCAAUAUGCUGUUAUCAUUGUUUUAAUGUAUAGUACAAUAUGUGGUUCUUAUGGUUUAUAACAAUGUAAUUAAUUUUGAUAAUAUAAAUUAUACAGCAUGUACAAAUAUUUUUUUAAA